AUGAAUCCAGGAACAAAAACAUGUGUGAAAUUGGAUGAUGCAAGUAAAUUCAAGUACCUCUUCAUAGCUUUGGGAGCUUGCAUUGAAGGGUUUGCAUUCAUGAGGAAAGUGAUAGCUAUGGAUGCGACAUGGCUGAAGAACAGAUAUGGUGGUGUUCUAGUUUUCGCGAAAGCUCAAGAUCCUAAUAGUCAUAGUUAUCCACUUGCGUUUGCAGUACAAGAUGGUGAGAAUCUUGCUAGUUGGACUUGGUUUUUCGAGAUGCUUAAAAGUGUUAUACCAGACUCUUCUGAACUGGUUUUCAUGAGUGAAAGAAAUCAGAGCCUGAUCUUCGCUAUAGGAAACGUGUUUCCACAGGCUCACCAUGGGCAUUGUUUAUGGCAUUUGAAGAAAAAAGUGAAAUGGCAUGCUUGUAACGUCAACGAGAAUAUAGUCAGGCAUAGAUUUAUGGAGUUGGGCAGAUAUUACACGGUGGGUGACUUCAACUCUGCUUACGACUCAUUUAAGAAAAUAUAUCCUGCUGUGUACAAGUAUGUGGAGGAACAUACUGAAAAGGACAAAUGGGCAAGGAAAUUCUCUGAUUGGUUCACUCAACGGAAGGAUGCUGUUUGUAGAUCAAUCGGUACAAGACUGGUGCCUGUGGUUGAGAACCACUUGCACGAUCUAUGGGCUGUUGCACAACAGCUAUCUGUACGGGAGCUUAAUAGUUAUGAGCUUAAGUACGAGAUCACUGACACUGCAGGAAGAUGUUUUGGGCGAGCUUGGUUGGAAAAUCUUGUACUUGCAAGCCGCCUUAAUAUCCAUGAGCUGUGCUCAAAAUACUACUGGACGGAACUGUGGGCUUUGGCGUAUGACAGGACACUUUAUGUUGUGCCCGACAUGUCUUCUUGGAAUGUACCGGAUCAGAUCGACGAGGUGAAGAUCAUACCUCCGGAUCGUAUCACGGGGAAGGGAAGGAAAAGAGUUAAAACUACUUAA
Messenger RNA from Brassica oleracea var. oleracea, 975 nucleotides. RefSeq lists its product as uncharacterized. Lineage: Eukaryota; Viridiplantae; Streptophyta; Magnoliopsida; Brassicales; Brassicaceae. The transcript has 3 exons. The record is from RefSeq and is a predicted model, not a curated record. Bases 1 to 975 code for a protein of 324 amino acids.